AUGUCAGUCGGAGUUCCGGUUAAUCCGUCGAGCCAAUUACCGGCGGCUCCAACAACAACAACACGACGUCGCGUGGCUGAUUCACAAGAAGAUCAUUGCCACGUCAUCACCGGAAACGGAAACGCCGUCGUUUACGUCCACGACGAGGAAGAAGAAGAAACCACCAGCUCCGGCGACGGCGAAAGAUCUUUGUUGUGUUGUUCGAGUGGGACCCACCGCCACAACUACCUCGUCGGGUUUCUCUCUCUCCGUAAAUUCAGGCUCGUGUGGAUGCUAAUGGUUGAGAACAAAUCUAAAUGGACGGCUGGGAUUGCUCGGAAUAUGAGAUCGGCGACGAAUCUUGGCCGUUUGAUUCUUACUUUAUUGUCGAUCCUAGUCGUCGGUUUUUUCCUCGUCGUUGCUCUCUCCGGCGGAGUUGGACGACGGAGACACGUGGAGAAACAUGAAUUCGUCUUCUCGAUUCAUCCAAGAACAUCUAUUGAGAGAAUCAUCCAAGAAGAAGAAUCUAACAAUUCACUUCAAGUCUUUGUUCCAGAGAGAAAAUCGAUCCCAGAGAUUUGGAAUCAACCAGACAUUGGGAACUAUCAGAAAUGUGUAGCUCGUCCUAAGAACCAAAGACCAAUCAAGAAAACCAAUGGUUACCUUCUUGUUCACGCUAAUGGUGGUUUGAAUCAGAUGAGAACUGGUAUUUGUGAUAUGGUCGCAAUCGCGAAAAUCAUGAAUGCAUCUCUAGUUCUUCCUUUUCUUGAUCAUUCAUCUUUCUGGAGUGAUCCAAGUACGUUUAAGGACAUUUUCGAUUGGAGACAUUUCAUCAAUGUACUAGCAGAAGAUGUCGAAAUCGUCGAGUAUUUACCGCAAGAAUUUGCUUCGAUUAAGCCUCUUGAAAAGAAUCCUGUGUCCUGGUCUAAGGCGAGUUAUUACAGAAACUCAAUCUCAAAGUUACUGAAGAAGCAUAAGGUGAUUGUAUUCAACCACACUGAUUCUCGGCUAGCGAAUAACAGUCCGCCUCCUAAGAUCCAACGGCUUAGAUGCCGCGCAAACUAUGAAGCUCUUCGGUACUCUGAAGAAAUAGAGAAUCUAAGCAAAGUUCUCUCUUCAAGACUUAGAGAAAACAACGAACCCUACCUUGCUCUUCACUUAAGGUAUGAGAAAGAUAUGUUGGCGUUUACCGGUUGCAAUCACAGUCUAACCGAGGAGGAAUCGAUUGAUCUUGAGAAGAUGAGAUAUAGUAUUCCGCAUUGGAAAGAAAAAGUCAUCAAUGGUACAGAACGGCGACUUGAAGGUAAUUGCCCUAUGACACCGCGUGAAGCUGCCGUGUUCCUCAAGGCAAUGGGGUUUCCUUCGACGACAAAGAUCUACAUUGUUGCUGGAGAGAUAUACGGUCAGAAAAGCAUGACCGAGUUCCACGAAGAGUUCCCAAACGUUUUCUUUCACUCGACAUUGGCGACUGAGGAAGAGCUUUUAACUAUUAAACCUUUCCAGAACAGAUUAGCUGCUCUUGAUUACAAUCUAGCACUCGAAAGCGACGUUUUCGCUUAUACUUACGAUGGAAACAUGGCGAAAGCAGUUCAGGGACAUCGAAGAUUCGAAGGGUUUAGAAAAACGAUUAAUCCCGAUAGGUUGAGAUUCGUGAAAUUGAUCGAUCGGCUCGAUGCGGGGCUCAUGACGUGGGAAAAUUUCUCUUCGGAGGUUAAGAGAAGACAUCGGAAUAGAGUAGGAGCACCGUAUCUUAGAAGGCCAGGAAAGGCAGGCUUGAGCCCAAAGUUGGAGGAGAAUUUUUAUGCAAACCCUCUUCCAGGUUGCUUGUGUGAUACGGCUGAGGAACAAACCGGUUAA
Messenger RNA from Arabis nemorensis, 1836 nucleotides. NCBI's taxonomy places the organism in Eukaryota, Viridiplantae, Streptophyta, Magnoliopsida, Brassicales, Brassicaceae. The record is from the annotation of a GenBank genome assembly.